This is a messenger RNA of Amphimedon queenslandica, 797 nucleotides long. RefSeq names its product ras-related C3 botulinum toxin substrate 1-like. Gene Ontology annotation, molecular function: GTP binding; GTPase activity. The coding region runs from base 72 to 650 and encodes 192 amino acids. Lineage: Eukaryota; Metazoa; Porifera; Demospongiae; Haplosclerida; Niphatidae. The transcript has 3 exons. Gene Ontology annotation, biological process: small GTPase-mediated signal transduction. The record is from RefSeq and is a predicted model, not a curated record.
CAUUGGCUGCAAUCCAAGCAAGCAAGAAGAAGUUAAACCAAAAAGUUAGAAACUCCUAGCUAAAACUAAAAAUGCAGACUAUUAAGUGUGUUGUUGUUGGAGAUGGAGCAGUUGGAAAGACCUGUCUUCUAAUAAGUUACACUACAGAUGCCUUUCCAGGGGAAUAUAUUCCUACUGUUUUUGACAAUUAUUCUGCUAAUGUUAUGAUUGAUGGAAGACCAAUCAACCUAGGUCUUUGGGAUACAGCAGGUCAGGAAGACUACGAUCGAUUGAGACCACUCUCAUAUCCUCAAACAGAUGUUUUUUUAAUUUGCUUUUCACUUGUUAGCCCAGCUUCAUACCAGAAUGUUAAAGCAAAGUGGCAUCCUGAGAUCACUCAUCAUUGCCCUAACAUUCCAGUUAUUCUUGUUGGCACAAAGCAAGAUCUACGAGAUGAUAGAGAAACCAUUGGAAAAUUGAAAGAGAAGGGUUUCUCACCUGUUACUGCUACAGAAGGGCUGAAACUCCAAAGAGACAUUGGUGCUGUGAAGUACUUGGAGUGCUCUGCACUCACUCAAAAAGGACUGAAGACGGUGUUCGACGAAGCCAUUAGGGUUGUUCUAAAACCAGCAGCCAUUACUAAAAAGAAGAGUGGUUGUCAGCUCCUUUAAACUUAAACAAAAUUGUCUAAAAUAAUACUUUUUAAUUUUGUAUUACUAGUAUUGUAACAAUGUACUUGUAUUAUUGUGCACUGCAUGAAUCAACUAUGAUAACAUUGUAUAGUGAACAAAAAUUCAACAGUUUUGAGAGUAUGAUGA